Penicillium coprophilum is the source of this 699-nucleotide messenger RNA. RefSeq names its product HAD family hydrolase. The record is from RefSeq and is a predicted model, not a curated record. Gene Ontology annotation, biological process: DNA repair; dephosphorylation. Gene Ontology annotation, molecular function: phosphoglycolate phosphatase activity. NCBI's taxonomy places the organism in Eukaryota, Fungi, Ascomycota, Eurotiomycetes, Eurotiales, Aspergillaceae. The coding region runs from base 1 to 699 and encodes 232 amino acids. The transcript has a single exon.
AUGAUAGCCCUCACGAUUUUCGACUUCGACGGCACCCUAUUCGACACACAUGAAUCCAUCUCCCGAACCAUAAAGCUCACCUUUGAUGCCCUCCUUCCCACCCAAAGCCCUCCCCGAUCCGAAAUCUACCGCCUUAUCGCCAGCGGAGCCGGUCUAGCCGAUACCUUCAAAGCCCUACAUCCCUCCCCUGUCGACUUCACUUCGACCACUGAGAACGAAUGGAUUGAAAAAUAUCGCUCUCUCUAUGCCACUCACGGCCAAUUGCUCAUCAAGGCCUUCCCUGGUGCCAAAGAUCUCCUGAUCGAACUCAAUGCCCACAGGAUCCCCAUUGCUAUUGUGAGCAACAAGGGUGUAGCCGCUGUGAAAACGGCCCUGGAGCGAAAUGGCCUAGAUGGCUACGUACCCGAAGAUUUAAUCAUCGGCGAUAAGACCCCCGGUGCAAAGCGCAAGCCGGAUCCGGCUAGCUUUAUGGAUGUUCUAGUUCCCGUCUUGCGGGAGAGAUAUGGGUUGCCGGAGAUUGACUCGGAGAAAGUGCUGGUGGUGGGCGAUACGGUGGCGGAUAUACAGUUCGCUCGGAAUAUCAAGAGCAAAGUAUGCUGGUGUCGAUAUGGCUACGGAGACCAGGAGGCUUGUGAGGAAUUGAAGCCGGAUUUUGUGGUGGAUUCUUUGGGGGAGGUUGUGGGGAUUGUAAAGGCUUGA